Molecule: messenger RNA, 1261 nt
Organism: Amphimedon queenslandica
Lineage: Eukaryota; Metazoa; Porifera; Demospongiae; Haplosclerida; Niphatidae
Product: arf-GAP with dual PH domain-containing protein 1-like
Exons: 9
Coding region: 17-1135 (372 amino acids)
Biological process (GO): positive regulation of GTPase activity
Cellular component (GO): intracellular membrane-bounded organelle; plasma membrane; cytoplasm
Molecular function (GO): GTPase activator activity; phosphatidylinositol-3,4,5-trisphosphate binding; phosphatidylinositol bisphosphate binding
Source: RefSeq, a predicted model, not a curated record
UUUACUGUCCGCGGUGAUGGCAGAUGAGUCACCAGCUAAACGAGCGGUUCUAGAGUUACAGAAGAUCCCAGGAAACGACAUAUGUGCAGAUUGUGGCAAAAUGGACCCUGUUUGGGCAGACGUCAGCUUUGGAAUAUUUAUUUGCAUUGAUUGCAGUGGGAUACAUAGGGGACUAGGUGUUCACAUUUCUAAAGUUAAAUCAGUACAGUUAGACCAGUGGACUGAGGAACAAGCAGAAAAAAUGAAAGAAAUGGGUAAUGUGAAGGCUAAAGAAAUUUGGGAAGCAAAGGUACCACCAUGUUGGAAGGCUCCUACACCAGAUGACUGUUUAGUGUGUAGAGAUCAAUGGAUUAGAGCCAAGUACGAAAGGAAAGAGUUUAUAAUUGAAACUAAAGAUUCAGACAAACCAUAUUUACAAGGCUUAAAGAAGGGAUUUCUUCAUAAGAAAAAGAAAAUUGACAAUGUAUGGCAAAGUCGAUUUUUUGUUUUGGAAAGGGAUUCGUUAAGUUACUACAAAAAACUUCAGGAUGUGCAUCCUGUUGAGACUAUUCCUCUUGACAAGAUUAAUGUGACUUUGCAAGGACAAACGGGCCAUCCAAAUGGGAUGCAAAUAAUUGCUCUUAUCAAAGGAAAAUCCAGAAACAUAUUUGUAUAUGCUGAGCAAGGCAUUGAUAUUAUCCACUGGUUCUGUGCAAUCAGAGCUGCUAGGCUAAAUUUUUUAAGAAGAACCCACCCUCAAAUUCCAGAAGAACAACUUUAUCCAUUACUUUCAAGAGAUUUUGUUAAAACUGGUUAUCUUCAUAAGACACCAGCGAAUAAAACAAGAUUUCAGAAACGAUUUUUUGUCCUUGAUGAUAGGAGAGUAAUGUACUUUGAAAAACCAACAGAUCCUUUUCCACUUGGUGAAAUUGUACUUGGUAACCCAUCAGAAGGCUAUUCUGUUGAUGAAUCCGCUCCUCAUGAGCUAGGAGCUGGAGAAAAUGCUUUUAUCUUAAACACUCCAACAAGAACCUUUCCAUUGCUUGCAGAAACUUCAGAAGACAAGUUGUCGUGGUUGACGGUAUUAAGAGCAGCUCUCGAGAAGCCUAGAGAUGCAAUUUUAUCUUCAGAAAAUCUAUCCUAUCAUACAGAGUGAAACAUUUUAUCGUAAUUAUUAAUUUAUAAUUAUUAUAAUCAUUGAUUUUGGAUUAAUUAUUUUAUUCUGUGGUAUUAGAUCAUUUUUACUACUGAUUUUGGAAUAACGAUAACUUUAUUGCUUCAA